Molecule: messenger RNA, 1533 nt
Organism: Colossoma macropomum (tambaqui)
Lineage: Eukaryota; Metazoa; Chordata; Actinopteri; Characiformes; Serrasalmidae
Gene: ddit4
Product: DNA-damage-inducible transcript 4
Exons: 3
Coding region: 208-843 (211 amino acids)
Biological process (GO): response to hypoxia; negative regulation of TOR signaling; apoptotic process
Cellular component (GO): cytoplasm
Molecular function (GO): 14-3-3 protein binding
Source: RefSeq, a predicted model, not a curated record
GUGGAGCAGGAACAGACGGGGAGGCGCAGACUGAAACAGCACUGAAAACCGCUCCUUUGUUACUUUCAGCACUUUGUUUUUUAAGGAGCAUUAGCUGUAUUAUCCACAGCACUUUAUUGGCAUCGACAACGUACCUUAAGGACUCCAUUUUGAAGUUGAAACAGACUUCAAUUUCGAGUGAAGAAGCAAGUCUUGCCGGAUAGAGCCAUGCAUAAAGAGCGAAGUGCUGGUGUUUGUGCAAGUGAGGCCUCAGCCAAGCGCCUGUCCUGGAGCUCCCUGGUGCAGAAACUGAGCCACAGCCUGGACUCCGACUCCGAGGGCAACAGCAUUAGAGACGAUGUGUCGGACUCUGGUUCAAUAUCUCUGCCAGACUUGUCCACCCUUGAUGGUGAUAUGUUUUAUGACCCAAUGGAAGAGAGCCUCUGUAAGGAAGUGGUGCAGCUGAUUGCCCGCAGCCUGACUGAAGCAAAAGACUGCACUCUCCACUGCUCCAAGCUGCUCAUCCCUGAGAAACUUCUGGAGCACAUCGGCCAGGAGCUAGUACAUUUGGCCGCGAGUGAGCCGUGUGGCCUGCGGGGGGCGCUGAUUGACUUAUGUGUGGAGCAGGGGGACACCUACAAGUGUGCUGGGCAGAUAGCGGCCGACCCUUACCUUGUGCCCACCUUUCAGCUCACACUUGUACUCAGACUGGAGUCGGGAGGCAUUUGGCCUAAAAUCCAAGGCCUGUUUGCUACCAAGUCUUCAGCUCCAGUUGUGAAACAUGCCCUGAAACUAAGCACUGGCUUCAGGGUGAUCAAGAGGAAACUCUAUAGCUCUGAGGAGCUGCUUAUUGAAGAAUGUUGAACACAAAAGACAAACUCUGUCUCCUCUUCCUCCAGCGGCUGUCUUAUUCUCGGUGAAACUUGUCACUUUUUGGUGAUCCAAGAUGUUGCCAGCUGAGGACUUAAGUGACUGCCUUUUGAUAACUGACUGCCAGAGGCAAUAAACCUUGUAUUCUGUAAUGAAGUUGUAUUACAAUAGUGAAGAUAUUACCUGACAGCAGAUCUCCAUAUCCUGUCAUCACCAAGGUGUUUUAUACAAAAGAACUUGAGUACACUGUUUGUCAAAUUGACAAACAUGCCUGUAUUCAACGAUUGCUGUAUGUACAAGUUAUGGAUUACUGCAUUCAUAUGUUGCACUUCUUUUAGGCAGUUUUCUAACCUGACAGGUGCUGUUCUGUUGACUGCUUUGAAAUGUUUACCUCAGUUUCUGCGGAAACCUGCUGUGGCAGCUAUUUUGUCUUGGAAACUUGAUUUACUUGUUUCGUGGAAGAUUGUUUUUAACGUUUUAUUUAGUAAGUGCCAUUUUGUGAACAGAUGUUUUGGCCUUCAGUUAAAAAGGACCCAUGCCUUUUUUUUAUUUUUUUGCAUAUUUUUUAUUUUUCCAUGCAUAUUUUCCUGUGCAUAAUUAUUUAUUUGAUAUUCAAAUACUCUGUUACAUUUUGUACGUUCAUUUAAGAAAAUACAGAAAAUAAAUUUAUUUUUGAAGAAAUGC